AUGGGAUCUUUCCUUUCUGCACCAGUACAAAAGAAAGAACGCGCUCCAAGCAAGCCACAGGAGUCGAAAUUCUACUUCGCGGAUCUCGAUCCACUGCCAGAUCUUGAAGAUCCAGCUGAAGGAGAUCCAUGCGGACUUUAUUUGGAAGGACUUAACUAUCAUUGGGACGGUCCACGCUUUGAAAAGUUCCUCAAGACAAAGUGCGAAGCUAACUACACAUAUGCUUCUAAAAAGAAAUCGAAAUACGCCGGAAUUAUCAAAUUCGAUAACAACGAAGACCGUCUUCAGUGCUACAGAAAACUCGUUGCUGCUCGUUUCGGAGAGAAAUGCUUAUUUGUUGUCCCACUUCACAAAGAUCUUCAUCUUUCUGUAAAUCUUUGCCGCCGUGUACGUGCCCGUGCCACAAAUCCAGGACUUGCAACAGCAGAUAUCCGUGACAGAGUCACAGCAUGGCACAGAAUGCCUUUAGAAGAACAAUACGCCGCCAAAUCCGAAAAGUACACAAAACUCAUCCAAGGAAUUGUUCCAGAAGGAUCCUCACCAGUUACAGUUGUUCCUGUUCCUAAUACAGUCAACUAUCGUAACAAGGUCGAAAUGACAGUUGGAGCAGACUUAGAAGGAAACACUGUUGUCGGCUUUAACCUUGGCAGCAAGGACGAGGACGUAAUUGCCCCAAUUGAUAACUGCUUAAAUGUUCCAAAAGUUGCUCCUUAUCUUGCUCGCAAAUUUACAGACUUCGUAACUCACGCAAAAUCACCAAUUUACGAUCGCUCAAGGAACUCAGGCGUUUGGAAGUUUAUUACAGUCAGAACUACCGAAGAAGGCAAGACAAUGUUAGUUGUUGUUGUAUAUAAGAGCGAAGAAUGCCAAGUUGACCCAGACGACGUUGCCCAACUUACAGAGACAUUCCAGGAAGACGUAGAUUCUCUUUAUCUUUGCGAAACAACGAAAUACGAAGGAUAUGGAAAUGAUCCUGUCUUUACUUUGCUCAAUGGUACAGCCACCAUCGAAGAAAAGCUCAGAGGACUCAAGUUCGACAUCUCCCCAAUGUCAUUCUUCCAAACAAACACACCUGGAGCCGAAAUUCUCUUCAGCAGAGUUGAAUCUCUCGCAGAAGUCGACAAGAGCACAGUUUUGAUCGAUGUCUGCUGCGGAACAGGAGUUAUCGGACUCUCCAUGGCCAAGAAAGCUAAGAAAGUCAUUGGAAUUGACAUCGAAAAAGAUGCAAUUGAAGAUGCAAAGAAGAAUGCCACUAAAAACAAGAUAAAGAACGCAGAAUUCAUUGCUGCACCUGCACAAGACGUUCUUCCAGGAAUAUUGGACCAAUGCGAGGCAGAAGGAUCUCGCGUUGUCGUAAUUGUCGAUCCACCACGUGAUGGAUUGCAUAAAACAGCUGCAAAAGCAAUCAGAGAGUGCAAGUUACUCAAGAGAGUCGUUUACAUCUCUUGCAAUCCUGAAUCUUUGGUCAGAGAUUCGAAGAAAUUCUUGUUUGCUGAAAAUAACAACUUCGCAACACAGCCAUUCCAGCCUGUUGAGUGGUUUGGUGUCGAUUUGUUCCCACAUACAGAUAGACUCGAAUUAGUUAUGCUUAUGCAGCGCGAGUAA
Trichomonas vaginalis G3 is the source of this 1605-nucleotide messenger RNA. Its product is annotated as tRNA (uracil-5-)-methyltransferase-like protein A family. The record is from RefSeq and is a predicted model, not a curated record. The transcript has a single exon. Gene Ontology annotation, molecular function: RNA methyltransferase activity. NCBI's taxonomy places the organism in Eukaryota, Parabasalia, Trichomonadida, Trichomonadidae. Bases 1 to 1605 code for a protein of 534 amino acids. Gene Ontology annotation, biological process: RNA processing.